GGAGCAGGAAACCCGGCGCAGCCAGGCGCAGCGGGCCGCGAUGCAGCAGCAGCAGCAGGAGUCGCCCCGGGGCAGCAGCGGCAGCAGCAGCAGCAGAGGCAGCAGCGGGCGGCGCUGAGCCGCCGCCGCCGCCACUGAGGAAGAAACCGGCCCAGCCGCCGCCGCGUUCCGACGCCCGCACCCGGAUCCAAGCGCCAGGAUCCCGGCGCCCCGACCCCAGCGCCCGCCUCCGCCAACUUUCACGCUGCCUCGGCGGCCCGGCUCGGCUCGGCGCCAAUGGUGGAGGCCAUAGUGGAGUUUGAUUACCAGGCCCAGCACGAUGAUGAGCUGACGAUCAGCGUGGGUGAGGUCAUCACCAACAUCAGGAAGGAGGAUGGAGGCUGGUGGGAGGGACAGAUCAACGGCAGGAGAGGUUUGUUCCCUGACAACUUUGUAAGAGAAAUAAAGAAAGAUAUGAAGAAAGACCCUCUCUCCAACAAAGCUCCAGAAAAGCCCAUGCACGAUGUAUCCAGUGGAAACUCUUUGCUGUCUUCUGAAACAAUUUUAAGAACCAAUAAGCGAGGGGAGCGACGGAGGCGCCGAUGCCAGGUGGCGUUCAGCUACCUGCCCCAGAAUGAUGACGAGCUUGAGCUGAAAGUCGGUGACAUCAUAGAGGUGGUAGGAGAGGUGGAGGAAGGAUGGUGGGAAGGUGUUCUCAAUGGGAAGACUGGAAUGUUUCCUUCCAACUUCAUAAAGGAGCUGUCAGGGGAGUCAGAUGAACUCGGCAUUUCCCAGGAUGAGCAGAUGUCCAAGUCAAGCUUAAGGGAAACCACAGGCUCCGAGAGUGAUGGGGGUGACUCGAGCAGUACCAAGUCUGAAGGUGCCAACGGGACAAUGGCAACUGCGGCCAUCCAGCCCAAGAAAGUUAAGGGAGUGGGCUUUGGAGAUAUUUUCAAAGACAAGCCAAUCAAACUAAGACCAAGGUCAAUUGAAGUAGAAAACGACUUUCUGCCGGUAGAAAAGACUAUUGGGAAGAAAUUGCCUCCAGCUACAGCAACUCCAGACUCAUUGAAAACAGAAAUGGACAGCAGGACAAAGAGCAAAGAUUACUGCAAAGUAAUAUUUCCAUAUGAGGCACAAAAUGACGAUGAAUUGACAAUCAAAGAAGGAGAUAUAGUAACUCUCAUCAAUAAGGACUGCAUCGAUGUUGGCUGGUGGGAAGGAGAGCUCAAUGGCAGACGAGGCGUAUUUCCUGAUAACUUCGUGAAGUUACUUCCACCAGACUUUGACAAGGAGGGGAAUAGACCCAAGAAACCUCCACCUCCAUCGGCUCCUGUCAUCAAACAAGGGGCAGGUACCACAGAGAGAAAACAUGAACUUAAAAAGAUACCUCCUGAAAGACCAGAAACGCUGCCAAAUAGAACAGAAGAAAAAGAAAGACCAGAGAGAGAGCCAAAACUGGAUUUACAGAAGCCCUCCGUUCCUGCCAUUCCACCAAAAAAGCCUCGGCCACCUAAGACCAAUUCUCUCAACAGACCUGGUGCACUGCCCCCAAGAAGGCCAGAGCGACCAGUGGGCCCACCGACUCAUACCAGGGGUGACGGUCCAAAGAUUGAAUUGACGGGCAGUACGCUAUCCAGCAUCUUGGACAAGGAUCUCUCAGAUCGCAGCAAUGAUAUUGACCUAGAAGGUUUUGACUCCGUGGUAUCAUCUACUGAGAAACUCAGUCACCCAACCACAAGCAGACCAAAAGCUACAGGGAGGCGGCCCCCAUCCCAGUCGCUCACAUCUUCCUCCCUUUCAAGCCCCGAUAUCUUUGACUCCCCAAGUCCCGAAGAAGAUAAAGAGGAACACAUUUCGCUUGCGCACAGAGGAGUAGACGUGUCAAAGAAGACUUCAAAGACUGUUACCAUAUCCCAACCUCUUCACCUUCCCUUAUCACAGGUGUCUGACAACAAGGCGUCCCUGCCGCCCAAGCCAGGGACCAUGGCAGCAGGCGGUGGUGGACCAGCUUCUCUGUCCUCGGUGGCAUCCUCCUCACUGUCGUCCUCUUUGGGAACAGCUGGACACAGAGCCAACUCCCCAUCUCUGUUCAGCACAGAAGGAAAACCAAAGAUGGAGCCUGUAGCCAGCAGCCAGGCGGCUGUGGAGGAGCUAAGGACACAGGUCCGCGAGCUAAGGAGCAUCAUUGAGACCAUGAAGGACCAGCAGAAACGAGAGAUUAAACAGUUACUGUCAGAGUUGGACGAAGAGAAGAAAAUCCGGCUUCGGUUGCAGAUGGAAGUGAAUGACAUAAAGAAAGCUCUUCAAUCAAAAUGAAUACUUGAUAACUGAGAUGUCUCAUUAUUCAUCCUGAGUCCAAGACUCAAAUUUUCUGCCCCAGCCAAAAUAAUCUUGUGCCAAAAGAUUAAAGGUUUGCCUCAACAUGUCCCUGUUUGAAAGAUUAGCACAAAAGUCUUGAUAGCACAACACAAUUCCAUCCAAGAGGAGAAUCUUCCCCCUGGUGUAGUCCUGGGUCUGGCACUGGUUGUGACUUAGAGCAAAUUGUGCUAGAGGCUUUUCUACCUUGAGAUCUCAUGCAAAACGAAAACUCAGGCAGUUUAGUCCAUAGUGGUACUAUUUUGAUGAUAUUUUCCAUUAAUAAAAUGUAAUUUCAGAUUAUUCGUUUACAAGCUUUAUAAUUUUAUGAGUUUUUAAUCAUGUUUUGUCACAGAUGCCCCUAGUGUUUGUACUCCACCUAGUCAGAAGCGAGUAUCUUACUCUUUGGCUUCAGGUGAAAGCUGCCUCGCUUUGUGUCCCCCUUUAGGAUUCUAUUACAUAUGCAAUUUUAGGUCCAACCCAUCCCUUCCCCUGCCAGCAGACCCCGCCACCCUAAGAGAAAUUUUAGCUUAUAUAUGAUGGUAUAUUUACAAAAAAAAAGAGAAAGAGAAAAUCUGGUAUUUGCAAUGAUCUGUGCCUUCUUUUUACCACCCUCUUGAUUGGAGCUUUUGUGAUGCAGCUACCAUGAUUCAAAAAAAGAAAAAAAGAAAAAAAAAAGUAAGAAAGAAAAAUCUGCCACUUAUCCAAGUCCACUAGAGGCCACUGUCUUCACAGCUUCUCUCACCCUAG
This is a messenger RNA of Sciurus carolinensis (gray squirrel), 3087 nucleotides long. RefSeq names its product SH3 domain containing kinase binding protein 1 (gene Sh3kbp1). Lineage: Eukaryota; Metazoa; Chordata; Mammalia; Rodentia; Sciuridae. Gene Ontology annotation, molecular function: protein binding. The transcript is spliced from 18 exons. The record is from RefSeq and is a predicted model, not a curated record. The coding region runs from base 277 to 2298 and encodes 673 amino acids.